Cucurbitaria berberidis CBS 394.84 is the source of this 801-nucleotide messenger RNA. RefSeq names its product SGNH hydrolase. NCBI's taxonomy places the organism in Eukaryota, Fungi, Ascomycota, Dothideomycetes, Pleosporales, Cucurbitariaceae. The record is from RefSeq and is a predicted model, not a curated record. The transcript is spliced from 3 exons. Bases 1 to 801 code for a protein of 266 amino acids. Gene Ontology annotation, molecular function: hydrolase activity, acting on ester bonds.
AUGGCAUCUUCUGAGAAUCCACCAAACUUUAUUCUAUUUGGCGACUCGCUCACCGAAUGGAGCUUUAGCGAGGCAACAGAGGGCUUCGGGUGGUUUCUCGAGAAGAAAUAUACUGGAAAGGUGAAUAUUGUGAAUGAAGGGUCGUUGAUGGUGCGAUCUAGAUAUACUUCGUCAGCACUAGCAGGUGACUUUGACCGCAUCAUAAGCCGCGCGACCGCGUCCAACGCAUCGCCAACCCUUCUCUUCACGAUCUUCCUCGGCGCAAACGAUGCCUGCAGGUUUGAAGCCAACAUCCGCGCCUUCAUCGAAACCAUCCUGACCCAAGAUGCCAUGUUGAACACGAAAAUCGUAUUGAUUGCGCCGCCGCCAAUUAACAGCCCGGCUUCAUCAAGGGGCAGCAUGACAGAAGAGGAAGUAGAGGAUGCGAACCAAUGGAAGAGAGAAGCACCGAGGUACAAGACGUAUAUGAGUAAAAAGAGAUAUGCAGAGGGUAUUAUGCGGAUUGCGAGUGAGUAUGAGGAGACUGGCAGGGUGGUAGGGCUAGACUUUUGGCAGGCGGUAGUCACCGCAGGAUUGGAGGAACAUGAGCGUUUGAACGGAGAUAAGAAUGCAGAUAGCGACGGGGUUGGAUAUGAUGAAGAGCUACCACCAGGAAGUGGAUUGGUGGGAGCGAAGCAGUUUGGGAAGGGGUGGUUUGCUGAUGGAUUGCAUUUGGAUGUCAAGGGCUACAAGGUGCUGUCCGAAGCGCUGUUUGGACUUAUUACGAGACAGUGGCCGGAGCUAGCGCCAGAACGACUAUAG